UCAUAAAUGCAGGCGGGCUGCCAAGCGCCCGACUUUUAAUCACAUGACCUCAGGUGCUUCAAUGGCCAUAAUUUUGAGGACCAGUCGUAACUACCAUUUGUUCAUUUGUAACUUUGAACAGUCGCUGUUCGGUUGUUAAGCAAGUACUACCUGUAAGUUGUAUCUGUAAAUGCUUUCUACUGAUCCCGUUCUGUGUAAGCUGAAUCUUUUGCAGUCCUCUCUGUGACAAGGUCAUACUGCCUAUAGUAUGUCACGAGAGUGCUUGUAUUCAGAUUAAUGUAGUGGCUGCUACACCUAGUCUCUACUUCCUGAUAUAUUUUCUGUAGAAUUUCCAGGAUUACAUACUAGUCCCUAGAAUUACAGAAAGAUAGAAAGAUAGAAAUAGAGAUGACUAUUAAUCUGAAUUUGGAGCCCUUCUUUUUUUAUUAACAUUCAUCCCUGCCUCCUGUUUAUCCCUUCAGUCUCAGUGCUAGUUCAAAUUAAAUUUAUGGUUGAUCCAACAAUUAGGCUGUGCAGCAUAUUCAGAAUAUUAAAAAAUCCACAAGCAAAAUCAAAUAAUCAAAUUAAAAACCAUAUUUAACAACUGUAUAUGGCUACUACACAACGUAAUUUGACAGGGCCAUUUAUUUUUAUAUGAUUUUCUCUUGAAAUGCAAAACAACAUUACUGUAGAGUUGAUCCAGUAUCCUAAUUUCACUGAAGUUUGGAUAGGGGUGAGCUCACUGAAUCCACAUAAUAGUAAGUAAUAAUGAUGGAAAGAAUUGCAAAAGGUAGCUUAUAGUCUGGUAUAUUCCAGUACUUCUCUUGCAUUUCUAAUCUGAAGUAGCUGUUGGAUGGUGUGGUUUUAGGCAGUUUUAGCUUUUCCAGCUUUGUUUUUUGAAAUGACGUUCAUAAAUAUUCAGCAUAAUGGUUGGAGAUAGCAUGUCUUGGCAUCAUUAGGAAGUGUGGUUUGUGAUAGGACCAUUUUACCUAGGGGGUUUUGUGCUCCCCAUCACAUACUUCUUUCCCUAGACCUCACUCCACCUUAUAUACUACACACACUCCCUCUUCUUUUCCUAAUUCUAAUUUGUUAGUCUUUUAAGGUGUUAAAACUUAAUUCGUUAGACUUUCAGAUGCCACAGGAUUCUUCAUUGCUUUCAACAAAGUGGAAUACAAUGAGUUCUUUCCCUAGGUGUGAGAAACUGGCUGAGAUUGUUUGCCAGAACCGUCAACAAGUACGCCGUGCUGAACACCUAUGCCAGCAGCUGCCUAUUCCUGGACCCAUUGAAGAGAUGCUAGCAGAUCUUAACACCACCGUCACAGACAUAAUUUCUGCACUAGUCACUAGCACAUUCAUAAUAGAAAAGCAGCCUCCCCAGGUGCUGAAGACUCAGACCAAGUUUGCAGCAACAGUACGACUGUUGGUUGGAGGAAAGUUAAAUGUUCACAUGAACCCCCCACAAGUAAAAGCCACCAUCAUCAGUGAGCAGCAAGCCAAAGCUCUACUAAAGAAUGAGAGUACCCGCAAUGAGAGCAGCGGUGAUAUCUUGAACAACUCCUGUGUUAUGGAAUAUCAUCAGGCAACUGGAACACUGAGCGCUCAUUUCCGCAACAUGUCCUUGAAGCGGAUCAAGCGUUCAGAUCGACGUGGUGCUGAGUCAGUAACUGAGGAGAAGUUCACCAUUCUUUUUGAGUCUCAGUUCAGUGUUGGUGGCAAUGAGCUGGUUUUCCAGGUGAAGACGUUAUCUCUGCCUGUGGUGGUAAUUGUGCAUGGCAGCCAGGAUAAUAAUGCCACUGCCACAGUGCUAUGGGACAAUGCUUUUGCAGAGCCAGGACGUGUGCCCUUUGCUGUGCCAGACAAGGUGAUGUGGUCACAGUUGUGUGAGGCUCUCAACAUGAAGUUCAAGUCUGAAGUCCAGAGCAGUCGAGGACUCACAAAGGAGAAUCUUCUCUUCCUAGCCCAAAAGCUCUUCAAUAGCAGCAUCAUCCAUCUGGAAGAUUAUAACAGUAUGGCUGUCUCCUGGGCUCAGUUCAACAGGGAAAACCUUCCAGGGCGAAAUUAUACAUUCUGGCAGUGGUUUGAUGGGGUAAUGGAAGUCCUGAAGAAACACUUGAAGCCUCACUGGAAUGAUGGGGCUAUUCUAGGUUUUGUCAACAAGCAGCAGGCACAUGACUUGCUGAUCAACAAGCCAGAUGGAACCUUCCUCCUGAGGUUCAGUGACUCUGAAAUUGGAGGUAUCACAAUUGCCUGGAAGUUUGAUAAUACUGACAGAAUGUUCUGGAACUUAAUGCCGUUCACCACCCGUGAUUUCUCCAUCCGGUCCCUGGCAGACCGCCUUGGUGACCUCCCAUACCUCCUUUAUGUGUACCCUGACAGGCCCAAGGAAGAGGUUUUCUCCAAAUAUUAUAUGCCAGUCCUUGCAAAGGCUGUGGAUGGAUAUGUAAAACCACAGAUCAAGCAAGUUGUGCCAGAGUUUGCUGCCCCAUCAGGAGACUCUGCCAGUGGAGGAACUACCUACAUGGAACAAGCAUCAUCACCAGCUGUUUGCCCUCCUCCUCACUACAACAUAUACACACAGAAUCCUGACUCAGUGUUGGAUCCAGAAGGAGACUUCGACUUGGAUGAUUCAAUGGAUGUGGCACGACACGUGGAGGAACUGCUGAGGCGCCCCAUAGACAGCCAGUGGAUCUCCCAUGCUCAGUCUUGACCCUGCCCCUUCUCUGGAGAGACCACGAGGAGACUGUGAAAUAUUGGAAGCACUGCCCUGAGGGAGUGUGCAGCUGCUGUAGGGAUGGGUUUCCUCACCCUGUGGGGAGGCCUCUGGCUGAGAGGGUGAGGUACCUGAGAGACAGUGGGUGCUGUUUCUCCCCUUGCCCAUGUAGAAAAGGCAGUGGAGUGUAUCGCUUGGUUUUCCACCUGCUCUUCUGAGAGGCUUGCCUCAGACCUUCCGCUUCUGCACCCCAUCUCCUUCUGCCAAGCUGCCAUUUCAUUUGUGCUGGGAACCCUUCUCUCUCCUCCUCCCAGAAUACAACACACUGCCAUUCUUGUCUAGAAGCCUCUUGGUGUCUGGGACAAGAGGGGGCUCAGCUGUGGAGGAGAGUAAGCCUUAUUCAAAGCCUUGUCAUUUGAUGUCUGAUUUCUUUCUUUUCUUAGCUGCUUCCAGGACAAACAGUAUGCGUGUGCCUGCCUUUCACCUGUUUCCAGGGUGCAUGUCUGUGCAGCAUUCUGUGUAAAAGAGGCAUUCACUCUGGGAGCACUGCUACUCUUUGGGCCUCCAGUGCAACACAGCCUGCCCCUGCUCGGUUCCCCUGAGCCUUCUGGAGCCUUUUUUGUAUGUCUACAACCCACUUCUAGCUCCUUCAGUUUGCCUUGUUGCAAGAUACUUGCUUACCUCCAAGCUCCUGCAUUUAGUGCUGUUGGGUUUUGACAUGUCAGAUGCUUAUUUCCUAUGAAUCACAAAUUCCGCAGAUUGUGGAGGAUGCUUUCAUUAAAAUACAUGGCAAAAUACAGAAUUCAAUUGGAAUAAUGGUUUCCCCCUUUUUGAAUUGGGGGUAAGGAUUGGGGAGCAGGUCAACGGAUUUGACUGCUAAAUACAGAGGAAAAAGGAUGUUCUGAGUUCUAAAUGCACCAACAAAGUCUUCUGUUUCUCUUCUGUCCCCCCAACUCCUGCCUCCUCAUUAGGCUGAACAACUGGGAAGAACAGAUUCAUAUAUGCACUAUUUUUAUACCUACUAUUCAAUAAAGCUCAGAUUAUUUUAACAGUUACAGAUUUCUCACAUAUGUUUGUGGGCCGGGUGCUAUAUUUAGAAAAAUGGUCCAGUUUCCAAUCCAGCCACAGUUAUAUUUUUGUUGGGAUUGACAAAUUACCCGUGGGAUAAGUCAUGUGGGUUGGGGGAGAAAUGGUCCUUGGGUUGUGCUGAAACGUGUAAGAAUUAGGUCCUAGUUUUGCUGGGUUUCUCCUCUCCUGUUCAUAGGAAACAAGCAGAAAUAUUUUUCAGGGAGCUAAGUCAAAAAUGUAGACAUUGGAUAGUGUAUCUAAACAAAUCUUUGGAACGGAGGGGCUUGCCCACUCUUUACUCCUCAGGGAGUCCCCCAACUGCUGAUUGAGCUAGGAAAAGGCAUGUUAUAUGCACUUUGCCCUGGCAGUAACUCCUAUAACAACCAGUUGAAGGUUAGAAAAGGUAUGUCUUUAGGUAAACACAGUCUAGUCAUUUGGAGGUCAUCCUUAAAGGCCAGCUAUUGUUGAACCAUUUUUUUGCUUUCUGCUAAUACUCUGUUCUCAGACAGAUCAUUCCCAGGAAUAACUGUAUGAUAUUCUUUGGGAGAGCAUAUUCAUUAUAAUGGAAUCAUCAUUCAAUGCACGAGUAACUUCUGUCUUUGGGAAAGAGAUUUUUCCCCUUUCAUAGCGUUUCUGUUUCAGAUCUUUUGGUGGUGGAUUAGUUACUUCACUACGGUAACUUGCCUCUGCUGGCUAAUACCUGUGAUGUGAGCAGGAGGCAUAUCACCAAUUGCUCUCCUGACUCCCUGCAUUGUUUUGAAAAAUUGGUAGUUUAAAAAAACAAGUUUUCUUUUCCUUUUUCUUCUGAGGUCAAGUAGUCACCUUGGCCAAUGCACAAACGUAGUUUUUAAAGAUCCCUUCUUACCAUAAUAACUCUAUCCCCAUCUUCUUUCACUGCACAGAUACACAGACUUUGCUGUGGAGAGUCAGCAGUAGUGGAGCACUUAAAGUAUCUUUAGAAUAGUCACAGGAGAAUCCUGAGGAAAUGUGCAUGGGACUGUACAGAUGUUAUUCUGCAGUAGCAAUUUAGCCUCUGGCACAAAUGAAAUCUCUGAACCUUAUUUACAUUAAUUUCAAAUUUUUCAUUCAUAGUUUUGAAAUCCUCUUGAUAAUUGACUUCUCUCUCUCAUUGCUGGUUAGUCUUUUCAUUACCUCCACUUUUUUUUCCAAUCUUACUUCCUAUCAGGUCCUGUCAUUUUCUGUUUACCGGAGUUGUUAUUGGAAUGCCUGUGGGCAACAGUGCUUCUCAAAUACCACUUUCAAAACUGGGGUAGGAUGUUAAUAGGAAGUAUCAUUUAUACCCAGUUCAAAAACUUCUCAGAUCCUAGGCCAAACUAGUGCCUAGCAGAUGUAUUGGACACUAACACUUAUCACUCCAACUAGCAGUUUAUAGGGAAGGCUGAUCUAACCUCAACUUCCUUAUUUUAUCAUCCUUAUAUGUUAGCUGAUUUUUUUUCAAACUAGUUCCCUGUCUCAAGAUCCUUUUGAGGUUGCACACAAUCAUUCCCACUGUCUUUAAAGAAAACAUUAAUUUAUAACUACGUAGGUAUUGUAUCAGCACAAUCUUACAUAUAUCUAUCCUUAAGUUAACUGUCAAUGGGAUUCACUUCCUAGUAAAAAUGCAGAGCGGAGGUGGCAAAUCUGUAGCCUCCCAGAUUUUCUGGACUGCAGUUUCCAGCAUUCCUGAACCAGCAUAAUCAGUGGGAAGAGAAGGCUGAAACUUGUAGUUUUCAACAACUAGAGGGUCCUAGAUUCCCAUCUGUGGUAUAUAAAUUGCAGACAAAGAAUUGGUAUCCUUAAUGGCAUACCAUAUUUUGUACAGUAUGUUCUAGGUCUUAAAUCUGAUUUUUAAAUGUUGAAAAGGUGGGCUAGGUUGAAAUACUGAAAAAAAAUCCAUUGAAAUGAAAAAAAAAAUGGAUGCCUGAUCAAGUGGAAUUAUUUGGCUGUGCAGCAUAGCUUUCCUCAGUCUGACUCCUAGAUAUCUUGGGAUGGCAGCAUCCAGGAUGUGCUAUCCAGGGAAAGGCUGAUUUAACUCAGUAUUAAAUGGGUUUGCAAAUUGUGCAAGCUAGAGUUUAUUUUAAUCAGAAGCCAUAGUGGCUUGGUUCAUACACAAUGUUAAGCCAUAAACUAUGGCUUACAAAUCAUAAUGUGAAGUUUACACUUGUGCAAAGCCAAAAUCAACCAGAUUAUGAUUUAGCACAAUGUGUGAGCCUAGCCUUAACCUCUCUGCUGGUUCUGCUGUGUCUCCAGCAGAAAACUGUCUCCAAUAGAAGAGUCUCUAUUUCAGGGAUUAAAUUUGGAACUUCUGCACAAAAAGCAUACAUUCUACUCCUGAGUUAGGCCCUUUCCUGAUCAUAGGGGCAUUUUCCAGAUAAUGAUAUUUUAAUUUGCAUUGUUUGAAGACUAGCAAUUUAGUACCUGUAACUACCAAUAUGCUUGUCAAUCUCUCCCCUGGUGACCAUUAAACUUACUGUGCCAUCUGACAUUUAAUUUAUUGUAAAAAGAAAGAGAAUAAGACACUAGAGUUCUGCAAAGUGUCAUCCUCUAGCAUUAUCUUUAUUGCUGGAAGUAAUUCUGAGCUCACGUGGCCACAGAGACAUUCUUAAAAAUGGUGAGUGGCUGGCCCCAGUGCUCUGGAAAUAUGUACAUCUCCCCAGAAAAAAAAAAAAUAGCUAAGGUUGCUAGACGAUCAGAUAGCACAAUUACCACUUAGCCUUGUGUAGAUGAGUAUUUCUGAGAGGCCACCAUGGCAGCUGUUUCAUACAUGAGCAAGCCUAUUUUGCAUCUACCUUGCUGAGCCUGCUCACAAUGGGCUUCAAAAUCUCACACAUCUACAGAGGUUCCCUGCUGCCCCUGGUUUACAUGACAUUUAGAAACCUGAGAUUUUAUUGAGCCCUUUCCUCCAUAACAAACAACAAUCCCCACCUUGGGCAAGUUGUGUGUGAAUGCCUUGGUUGCUGUUCAAGAGCAGCAGAUAGAACUGACCCACAGGGAUGUUUUCUGCUAAUUAGUUUGGUAAGCCCACUUGAAAUGAAAAGAGAUCUGCAACAAAAAUAUGUUGACUUGCACAGGAAAUGUUUUCAAUGGGUGGCAUUUCUGUUACUAAAUCUGAGUAAUGAAAUGCUAUUAGAUUUUUCACCUGGUAAAUUAAAAUGUCUUCUGUCUAGCCCCUUUCAGUUACAAGGAAAAGACCCACUGUUUCCAGAUGCAGUUCUCAGCUUCUUCCAGCGUGGCUGAGAAAGUUUACUGUCUUGAAAGCCUACAGCAGUGUUUCUCAACCUUGGCCACUAGAAGAUGUGUGGACUUCAAUUCUGGGAGUUGGUCCACACAUCUUCAAGUGGCCAAGGUUGAGAAACACUGGCCUACAGGGUAUUACUAGAGAAAACUAAAAACUGAACUAUAGACCAAUGAGCUGAUUCAAUAUGUUUUUGACCAGGGAGGAGCACAGAGACACAGGUUCUAGUCCUGCCUUAGGCACAGAAACUAGAGCAGGUUUAUCUUCAAUGAAACAAGAACAUAUACUUAACAUACACUGCAAGAGGCUGAAAUUGGGCAAAUUAUGAGGUGCUUUAUAUCUAAUUAAGAAACAAGCAUAAAUUGACACCAUUGGACAGCAGGACACAGUGGCCUUUUCUCUUCUCUUUUGCAUGAAACAGCCUUUCUUAACCUGGAAUUCUCUCAGAUUUGUUGGCCUAAAGCUUCUCUCAUCCCAAGCCAAUGGCCGUAAUAUGUGGGAAUGACAGAAUUAUAAUCUAUUUUAUGGGCAGCAGGCUUGAGAAGACUGGCACAAAUGCUAUAAUCUCCUAGACAUAUGUUCUUUGACCAUGAAUAGGCUCGUUUAAUGUAUGGUGCUUCUGUUUAAUUCAGUGAAAAUUGCACACACAUUCUUGGUGGACUAUGCCUGCUUCAUUUUCACUAGUCCAAAUGGGUCUGUCCAAGCAACUGUUAAAAAUGUGGCCUAUCGUUUCAGAAUGUGGGAGGUAGAGAUAUCCAUAAAACUGAGACAUACCAUACAAACAUUGCACUAUUUUAAAGAAUUAUUUUGCCAAAUGCUUAAAUGGUAUACAAAGUAAAAUUUUCUGCUAAAUAUAUUGUUUGUGUUUGAAAAAAACUUAUGAAGCUGUGUUCAUUUUUGUUUUAAACUGUAAAAGAAAGAACAACCUCAAGCUAUAUAGCUUAAAAUGCCUUUAAGUUUUUAUUUGACACAAAAGCCAUUUAUGUGAAAAGAACUUAUUUUGAUGAAAUAUCCAUGUUUUGAAAAAUGUUGUAACCUUGUGCUACAAUAAAGUGUUGUCUGCAGUUGGCAGGGUA
Python bivittatus (Burmese python) is the source of this 8068-nucleotide messenger RNA. Lineage: Eukaryota; Metazoa; Chordata; Lepidosauria; Squamata; Pythonidae. The record is from RefSeq and is a predicted model, not a curated record.